CGUCAAUUCGCUUCUAGGAGUCGUAAAAUCGGAAAAAUAAACCGGGGCCGGUCGGCCGGCUGUACGAUCGGGCAUACACUGCCAUGCCUAACAUACACAUUGCGCACGCACGCGGAUCGGAGACCCCUCAAAAUGGCCGAUUUUUGCCAGGCAGCAACCAAAAUUCGGUCCGCGAAUUCACACCAGGGCCUCUCUGUCAGAGUCUCUAACCACCACUAACGCCAAGCUCGACAAUCAUAGAAUGUCCUGGGUGCGAAAACAAUAAAGCAGAACGUGAAAAAAGUGCAAAACGGCGGCGUUUUUCGAUGGGUAUGUGGAGAGCGCGAAGCCGUAAGGGGAUCUCUCCAGUCGGCUGGUCCGCUGCAAAAUGACUGUUGACCGCGGCCGGGAACCUAUGAGCGGACGGCCUGCACGCAUGCGCUCUGGGGUCUGUGGAACACGUCUUGUGUUUUUCUGUGCAUAAUGAAUGCGUGCAGAAAAAGUAUGGCGGCCGUGCUGUGGAGGCCUUGCGUAGCUGGUACACCUGUCGUAUCGUAAUGUACAAUGUCACUAACAUGGUUGGUGUGUUGGAAGCCAUAACAUGCCUGGAAAACAUCCAGAUCACCAAAGAGGCUCUUGAGGAGACACGUCUUGGCAAGAUUGUGAACGACAUCCGCAAGAACACACAAGACAAUGCGCUUUCGUUGAGAUGUAAGAAGCUGGUCCGCGUCUGGAGCAAGCAGUUUGUUAGAGGAACACCUAGCUCUGCUAAGGCGGCCGGCAGCAGUACUCAGGAUGCCACCGCUAACAGGCAACCCACCCCACCUACUCCAGGGACUGCCUCCACUCUGUCAAGCGGAGGUAACAGAACUCCAUCCCUCAAAACCCAGACGUCCGCCACCCCGACCUCAACGGUGGACAAAAAGAAGUCGGAGAACCGCAAACGGAGGAAGCUGACCCCGUCACCGAGCACAGCUACGUCAACAGGGUCCGCACCAACAUCUGCCAAGAAACCACGACCAUCAGUGAGCACACCCACCUCCAAUGCAACCAAAGAUCAGACCACUCCAGAGACCAAAAAUGGCAUGCCUACCCAACUGGAAGCCGGCAGGUCCACUCUGCAGAGCUCCAAGUCGGCUUUUUCCAAGGUGAAACAAUCGGAGCCCAAGGCACCAUCCAGAACCAGCUCCCCCGCUUUAAAAGCGAAGUCUCAGUCCUCACCGAGUUUGAGCAAAUUGAAUGCAAAUACUAGCAAGGGGCUUUCUAAGUCACCUUUGCUCACCAAACAAGGGUCUAGCCCCGCCAUCAACCGUGGUAGCAAACUCUCACCCGCUGUCGUCGCAACUGCUAAAGCAGGUCGUUCCUCACCAUCUGUUAAGGCAAAACAGCCAAGUAGUUCCAACAGCACAGACUCCAACCGUCUUGACGUGGCUGAUGCCACGUUGCAUGUCGGGGAAGAGGCUGAAGACACCUCACAAAAAGACUUUGUCGUCUCCAGCCAGCAGCAUGUCAAAUCCCCAAGUGUACAGAAAUGCCUUCAGGACUCCAAUUCCAGUUCAGCAACUGUUAAAUUACGGUCACCUGCAGCUGCUGUCGAAGAGAAAUGCACGACUCCAACAUGUAGUGCCCCAGUCAUCAGUUACAACCGUACCCAGCUUGCAUCACCAUCCCCUGACCAAGCUUUGCAGGAACCAGACAGCUCCAAAGUCUCUUUCUCAAUUUUUGAUGACGACUACGAUGACGAUAUUCUUAGUGGUACGAAACACAGCAAACCGACCGUGGAUUUGGAAGAAGUACCUACACCGACAAGUCAUGAACUGAUACUAGCGGAUACAGGGAAGCCUCUUGAACCAAGUCCUGUUGACACUUCCCAAGUAGACUUGGAUUUGGAGGUUGACACCCCAGACAAGGGAACGCCAGAAGCAUCACCCCCUCAAGAUGUCGCUCUAAGUGAUAUUGAGGAGGAACCAGUCCCCGCCAAACCUGUCACGGCCGAAGACUUGACCAGGAUCCAUGAGCAGGAGUGGGAUGGUGUAAAUGGUUGCUUUAACGACCGGUCAGAGUGGUUUGAUUGGACGCAGUGUCUCUCGGUUACUGUACAAGAAGACAAUGCCUUGCAUAUAUUACCGUACAUUUGCCUGGACUGAUUCCUGGCGCUGCGUUCACUUGUACUCGUAUAGAAAUUUAUAAAAUUAAAAAAACUACAAGUCAGAGCUGUGUUUUUUUUCUCUAAAUUGCUCACAUGGUGGGCAAUAAGCAUUAUUUUGUUCCAAGUUAAUCAAUCCAGUAACAAGGUGUUAUUAGCUUUGCAAUAAGGGGCCAUUUUGUGUGUUUUAUUUUUUCCUUUGCCCCAGAUAUUUUCUGAUGUUUUUGCAUCAACAGAAGAAAGCUGAUGAAAAGAAAAU
Patiria miniata (bat star) is the source of this 2384-nucleotide messenger RNA. RefSeq names its product mediator of RNA polymerase II transcription subunit 26-like. Lineage: Eukaryota; Metazoa; Echinodermata; Asteroidea; Valvatida; Asterinidae. The transcript has 3 exons. The record is from RefSeq and is a predicted model, not a curated record. The coding region runs from base 537 to 2126 and encodes 529 amino acids. Gene Ontology annotation, cellular component: nucleus; mediator complex; core mediator complex. Gene Ontology annotation, molecular function: transcription coregulator activity. Gene Ontology annotation, biological process: regulation of transcription by RNA polymerase II; positive regulation of gene expression.